GGCGAUAGAUUACGACAGCUGAAAAAGGACAAUGUAAACGUCCUAAGCCGGCUCAACGAAUUUGCCGCCUCCGGCGAAGGGUCGAGGGACUCAUUCCUCUCUUGUGGGCUCCCCGCCCGGGAGGCUGAAACGAAGGAUCUAAGGAAUCAUCUAAACAACAAGGCAGAAAGCUCCUGGGCCCCAAAGUGAUCGAGAGCCAAUGAGCACCCUCCUAACGACCAUUCAAGGAAGGCAAGGCCAUUAGCCCUGGAUGACCUCCAACGAGGAUUGUCUAGACGGAGGAAGAGAGAUGAGUCCAAGGAGGAUUCUACCCUAUCCACACGGCGCCCAGGAAAUAGGGGGCCUAUUGAUGAACUCAAAGACUUCAGAAGACAUCCCGUCAGUGAGGAAAUUGAUCUCAAAGCCCAAUUGGAAUCCAGGAGAAAGAGUAAGGCUGUCCAAGAUGAGGUCGAAGACGAGGUCAUACAAAUACCCUUUACCAGGGAGAUCGGAGAGAUGGAGGUUUCAAGAAAGUUUGUCGUGCCGAGGUUCAAAACUUAUGACUGGCGGUCCGAUCCUGAAGCCCAUCUCAGGCAAUACAAGCAGAUGAUAUCCCUCUAUCAUUCGGACCAAUGGUUCCUCUGCCGAGUGUUUCCUAUGAGCUUGGGGGACUCUGCGAUGAAGUGGUUCAAGGCACUUCCCUCCAACAGUAUUGGAUCGUGGAAGGAAUUGACGAGGCAGUUCCUGGCUCAAUUCAUUACGGGGAGUAAGCGGCCCAAAGACGU
Ilex paraguariensis (yerba mate) is the source of this 764-nucleotide messenger RNA. NCBI's taxonomy places the organism in Eukaryota, Viridiplantae, Streptophyta, Magnoliopsida, Aquifoliales, Aquifoliaceae. The record is from the annotation of a GenBank genome assembly.